UGUGUUAGGAUCCCUUUGCCUUUUCUCAUACAUACAGCGCUUGACACUGCUUGUUGGCUGGUCUGUACUUUUAAUACCUGGCAUCCUGCUAGCAACACACGGUAGUGUAUAAUUCAGCUCUGAAUGCUUACGUUGAAGCAAGCUCUUAGAUGUGGGGGUGGCAAGAGCAAACAGUUUGGGACUUGUAGUUCUUAGCAGUGGCCUAGAAGCAGGUGAAGUCAUACUUAAGGACUGCGCUUCCCAGAGUGCCUUGCCCUUGGCCAUACAGGAAAGGGAACAGCCGGUAGCCUAUCCUAGUGGGGAGGUGUGGUGAUUGAGGAGCGGGAAAGCCAAUCGCAGAGGGGGAAGUGAAGCCAGAGCAGUGGGCUGAAAAUAGAGUGGGGGAGUUAGUAGGUGGCUGCCUGUGUGGGAUCAGGCAAGGGCUUGCCUGUGUAACUAGGGCCACUCUGAAGUUUCCUGUCUGCAGUUUCUCCAGACCAGAGCCCUGCCCAGGCACAGAGGCAGGCAGAGGGAGACUGAGCUGACCCACAGGGAAACAAAAUUCUGGCCAGCCGGUAAGAGCUCCAAAUGCACUCUCACUCUCUCUGGUGUCUGAGACGGGAAAGGCAAGCUAGAAGAGAAAUAAUGGAAUCUUAAAAGGGGAAAGAGAGGGACUUGGCUUGAUUAAGUUCAGAGUGCUUGACCCACUUGCAGAUGGCAUAGAGAUGGAAAACGGAGGCCUGCUGUAUUAAGACAGGCAGACAGACAGACGGCAGGACGGACGGACGGGUGGCGGCUGCGAUUGGCGGCUCGGCGGCAGGCUGGUGGAAAAUGUCGUCGGGAGCAGGUGGGCGGGGAAGACGUGAGGCAAGGGCCUGUGGGGGUGCAGGCGAGGUAGAGGAAGGACCAGUGGGCAUCCCCUUUCCCGAGCACAGUGCUGACCUGCUGGGCAGUCUCAAUCGACAACGGUUGAGUGGGCUGCUGUGUGACGUGCUACUAGUGGCUCAAGAGAGAGAAUUCCCUGCCCACCGCUCCGUGUUGGCUUCCUGCAGCACCUACUUCCACAAGCUUUUCACCUCGGGCCUGGCUGCUGACCGCCAGAAAGUCUAUGCGCUGGACUUUGUGCGGCCUGAGGCGCUGGCCGCCCUCUUAGACUUUGCCUACACGGCCACACUCACAGUCAGCCGCAACAGUGUGGUUGACAUCUUAAGCGCCGCCCGUGUGCUGGAGAUCUCACCCGUUCAAGACGUCUGCACACACCUGCUGGACACCAAAGUGCUCUCCCCGCUGGCGGGCAGUGAGCAAGAAGAAGACCAGGAAGAGGAGGAGCGAGGUAAGAAUGGAAAAGAGCAGGGCAUCCGGCUGCGUGCCCGUGAGUACUUGGAGUUCUUCCAGAGGGGGGCGCAUUGGGGUAGCAGCUGCAGCACGCCAGAGCUCAGGGACCUGCCCGCACACCUGCACUUUAGCCAACGCAAUGGCGCUGACAGCAAUGGCAUGCCCAUCAGCCCUGCUGACUACUACUCCUCACUGGCCCAAGCCCUAUCACAGCCGCCUCGUGACCCCGAAGACGAGAAUGUGGAUGAGGAGUGCCAGGAUGGACCUUCAGUUCUAGCUCGAGGGAAAAGUGUAGAGGCUAUGAUGUCCCUUUAUGCUCCUACUCAGAAUGGACAUUACUACCUGCCCAAAUCAGAGAGAGAGGUGGAGGGGACAGAUGAGCGGGAGCACGAACAAGGCCCAGCUAGUGCUUUGCUACAACAGAUGAUGGACUCCUUGGAGCGUAAAAGGGAACAGGCCACGGAAGUUGGUGGGGGUGAGGAGGAUGGGCCGGAGGGCGAAGAGCCAGACGUGGAGUUUUACUUGAAGUACUUUAAUAGUGUGCAGCAUGAGGAAGCCACCAGUGCCCCCAUGUCUCCAAGUUUGCUACCACUGUGGUCAUUAAGGGGCAACGGAGGUGGAAACCAAGCGACUGGAGGGGGUAACAACAGUGAGAGGAAGAUGCGCUCUAAGGCCUUCCAGAAGUGCCCUAUCUGCUCCAAAGUCAUCCAAGGUGCAGGCAAGCUUCCACGCCACAUCCGUACACACACAGGAGAAAAGCCCUACGAGUGCACCAUCUGCAAAGUGCGAUUCACCAGGCAGGACAAGUUAAAGGUUCACAUGCGCAAGCAUACAGGAGAGAAGCCUUACCCGUGUACUCAGUGUGGUGCCGCCUUUGCCCACAACUACGACCUGAAGAAUCACAUGCGUGUGCACACAGGCUUGCGCCCCUACCAGUGCUCCAGCUGUUUUAAAACCUUUGUGCGCUCAGACCACCUCCACCGGCAUCUCAAGAAAGAUGGCUGCAACGGCAUCCCUUCCCGUCGAGGCCGCAAGCCACGCAUACGAGAUUCUGAGCUCCUGGAAGGUCCUAUGGAACUUCAUGGCCCAGAAGCAGACAUCGAGAGAGGUCAGCGGCAUCCGGACAGGGGCACCGGAACAUCAGUCAUGGAGGAAAAUCAUGGUAGUCACACACACAGUCCAGUUGCCGAUGGGGAAGGUAGUGAAGAUUUGACCUCGGGACAAAGGAACUCCGCGACAACAUGAAUCAAUCUUCAUCAGAGAGGGCUUUACUCAACAACAAGAGGAAGAAUGAAACAGAAAAAUAA
Messenger RNA from Sinocyclocheilus grahami, 2621 nucleotides. Its product is annotated as zinc finger and BTB domain-containing protein 7A-like. Gene Ontology annotation, biological process: regulation of transcription by RNA polymerase II. Gene Ontology annotation, molecular function: protein binding; RNA polymerase II cis-regulatory region sequence-specific DNA binding; DNA-binding transcription factor activity, RNA polymerase II-specific. The transcript is spliced from 4 exons. The coding region runs from base 811 to 2559 and encodes 582 amino acids. The record is from RefSeq and is a predicted model, not a curated record. NCBI's taxonomy places the organism in Eukaryota, Metazoa, Chordata, Actinopteri, Cypriniformes, Cyprinidae.